GUUUGAGUGUUGCGAGAGAACAGGAAGGAAGGAACGAACGGAAGUUUACAAACACGAACGAGAAAGCUAAUGCUCAGCUGAUAUUGUUGUUUUGAUCGUCAACAGUCGACUACUUUAAUUGAAAACAACAUAAAGUCAAGAUGGUUUGUGAAAAGUGCGAGAAGAAACUCGGUAAAGUCAUCACACCUGACACCUGGAAGGAUGGAGCACGAAAUACAACAGAGGGGGGUGGACGUAAGCUAAACGAAAACAAGAUGCUGACUUCGAAGAAAGCCAGAUUUGACCCGUACAGCAAGACAGGUUUUGCUAUCUGCAGGAUCUGCAAGAGCUCUGUCCAUCAGUCUGGAUCCCACUACUGUCAGGGCUGUGCAUAUAAGAAAGGAAUAUGUGCAAUGUGUGGAAAGAAGGUUUUGGAUACCAAGAACUACAAACAGACAUCAGUGUGACGACAUGACAAUCAGAGAGCAGUUCAACGAGUGAAUAACAGACAGAAGGAUGAGACAGGCAUGUUUUUUUUCACCACCCUGUCACAUUUUCACUAUUCAUCCCACCCUGUUAUAGACACCUAUAACUCUUUAAUAGUUAUUCCUCCCUCCUACUUGGAAGAGAGACUUUUGGAGGAGGCUUUACAACACGAUAUAAAACAAUGCUGCUGUAUCUUUUACAGUGGCCAUAAUUAAGGUAGCACCUGUUUUCAUCAUGUCAGGUAUUCAAGACUUUAUGUAUAUUUUAAAUUUCAUUUUUUGACUUGGAUUCUUUUACUUUUGCUUUUAAAAUCUGUUUGUAAUAUAUCGCAUUGUUUAUUUUGAGUGAAUAAAAACAUUCAAUAUGA
This is a messenger RNA of Labrus mixtus (cuckoo wrasse), 832 nucleotides long. It is a transcript of the gene cript, whose product is annotated as cysteine-rich PDZ-binding protein. The transcript has 5 exons. Lineage: Eukaryota; Metazoa; Chordata; Actinopteri; Labriformes; Labridae. The record is from RefSeq and is a predicted model, not a curated record. Gene Ontology annotation, molecular function: PDZ domain binding; microtubule binding. Gene Ontology annotation, cellular component: dendrite. Bases 141 to 446 code for a protein of 101 amino acids. Gene Ontology annotation, biological process: cytoplasmic microtubule organization.